Acanthochromis polyacanthus (spiny chromis) is the source of this 1081-nucleotide messenger RNA. RefSeq names its product protein (peptidylprolyl cis/trans isomerase) NIMA-interacting, 4 (parvulin) (gene pin4). The record is from RefSeq and is a predicted model, not a curated record. The coding region runs from base 113 to 499 and encodes 128 amino acids. Gene Ontology annotation, molecular function: peptidyl-prolyl cis-trans isomerase activity; DNA binding. Gene Ontology annotation, biological process: rRNA processing. The transcript has 4 exons. Lineage: Eukaryota; Metazoa; Chordata; Actinopteri; Pomacentridae.
GAGCGCUCGGCUCAACUUACUGCGCAUGUCCAUCACAACAUAGCAUGAGUGUAUGCUAGUGCUGCUUUUCAUUACUCGGUGAGACUUAAAGUUUAGUUUACGCUAACCCAACAUGCCACCGAAGGGAAAAGGUGGCAAAGGUGGUAAAGGAGGAGGUGCUUCAGGAGGUGCAGACGUUGACAAGAAAGAAAAAGCCCCGAAAGGAGGAACCUCUGUGAAGGUUCGGCAUAUCCUCUGUGAAAAACACGGAAAAUGCAUGGAGGCGAUGGAGAAACUGAAGUCUGGAGUCCGUUUCAGUGAAGUAGCAACACAAUACAGUGAAGACAAAGCUAGACAAGGAGGUGACCUGGGAUGGAUGACACGAGGAUCGAUGGUUGGACCUUUUCAGGAAGCAGCAUUUGCGCUGCCCAUCAGUUCUAUGGAUAAACCUGUCUACACGGACCCUCCUGUCAAGACAAAGUUUGGCUACCACAUCAUUAUGGUAGAGGGGAAAAAGUAACAGGGUGUAAAAUUGGGACAUGGAAGCUUUCCACUGUUCUAUGUUGUAAAGCUUCUGAUUUCCUGAUUGCAAAAUGCUUAAGAACAAGAAAAUGAAGUGAAGUGUAAUUGUUCUGACAUAUGGUCCAAUUUGCUUUGCAAUAUAAUUUCUUAAAGUCAAGUUUUAGUUCAGUCUUCACUAUGUACUAGAUUGAAAGCAUUGGAUGGAGCCUUACCACUUUGGACACCUUCAAACGUCUGACUUUCACAGUUGAAUUACUCCAUUUGGACAAUAAUAUAUGCAUUGUAUCUGAACACAAGGGUGACAGCAUUGGGAUGACAUUUAAAUCUUGGAACAGACACACAUAUCCGUAUCUGCAGCCAAAUUAUAUUGUUUCAAAAUUACAAUUUCAGCUGAAAUGUUCAGCACUGCUGUCAGGUCCAUCUUUGUGAAAUGUACACUACCAUACUGAUCAUUUAACUUGAGUUAGUAUUCUUUAAAGAUUAUUUUGUGCAUUCACAGAAUUUACAUUUUCAGUGUAAUGAAGAUUGUGGAAAUCAGUUUAAUGGUCAAAUAAAUUCAUUUUUCAUGUAGUGCAAAACA